AUGUAUAAAAGUCACCUCUAUGGAAGGCCAACAAUCAUCGUAACAGAUCCAGAGAUAUGUCGACCCAUAUACUUAGAUGAUGAAAUCUUCAAAUCAAAUUAUCCAAAGUCGGUGAAGAUAUUAGAAGUAAAUGGUUUUUUCACAAGGGCUAAUCACAAAUCUGCAUAUAGAAUCAUGGCAGCUCCCAUGAAUGGCUAUGAGGUAUUGUCUCAUUAUGUGGACUUCAUUGAUCAAGUAAUGGCAAAAGGCUUGGAGGAAUGGAGCAGCAUGAAAGAGCCCAUUGAGUUGUUGGGUGAGAUUGGAAGCCUCUUUUUUAAAGUAAUUUCACGUAUUUUCUUGGGGACUGACAUUGGAGCAUCUCGCAUGGCUGAGCUUGAGACAUUAUAUAAAGAUUUGGGUCCUGCAAUCUUGUCCAUUCUUCCUUAUGAUUUGCCUGGACUCACUUUUCAUCGUGCACUGAAAGCAAGAAAAAAGAUAGAAAAUAUUCUAGAAUGUGUGAUAGAGGAGAAAAGAAGAGCCCUAGAAAAGGAAGAAAGAGAAGUGGAGAGCCAAAUGGACAGAUUGAUUAUGGCAAGGGAUGAGAAUGGGAUGAAAUUAUAUGAUAACAAUGCCAUUAUAGACUUGCUUCUUGGAUUGCUGUAUGCUGGCCAUCAUACCCCAUCUAUUGCUGCUAUGUGGGCUCUCUUUAUUAACGAGCUAUUGAGAAGAAACACCAUCGUCGUUGCAAGUUUCCGCAAAGCAAAAAAAGAUGUAAACAUCAAUGACUACACCAUACCAAAGGGAUGGAACGUACUAAUUUGGACAAGAGCUAUUCAUAUGGACCCUCAAUUAUAUUCAAAUCCACAAGAGUUUGAUCCUUUGAGAUGGGAGAAUGGAACUGCCCCCAAGCUCGUAGACAAAUGCCUUUGCACAAUUACCAAGCUCCCAUAG
Cucurbita maxima (winter squash) is the source of this 930-nucleotide messenger RNA. RefSeq names its product beta-amyrin 11-oxidase-like. The coding region runs from base 1 to 930 and encodes 309 amino acids. Gene Ontology annotation, cellular component: endoplasmic reticulum. Lineage: Eukaryota; Viridiplantae; Streptophyta; Magnoliopsida; Cucurbitales; Cucurbitaceae. Gene Ontology annotation, biological process: sterol metabolic process; brassinosteroid homeostasis; multicellular organism development. The transcript is spliced from 5 exons. Gene Ontology annotation, molecular function: ent-kaurenoic acid monooxygenase activity; heme binding; iron ion binding. The record is from RefSeq and is a predicted model, not a curated record.